Molecule: messenger RNA, 3101 nt
Organism: Ornithodoros turicata
Lineage: Eukaryota; Metazoa; Arthropoda; Arachnida; Ixodida; Argasidae
Product: baculoviral IAP repeat-containing protein 7-B-like
Exons: 6
Coding region: 321-995 (224 amino acids)
Biological process (GO): positive regulation of protein ubiquitination; negative regulation of apoptotic process; regulation of cell cycle
Cellular component (GO): cytoplasm; nucleus
Molecular function (GO): cysteine-type endopeptidase inhibitor activity involved in apoptotic process; ubiquitin protein ligase activity
Source: RefSeq, a predicted model, not a curated record
ACUCAAAGCUUGUCUCAAUGUUACGUGGCUACGUAGGAAAGGUCUUAUCAUCCGGUUGACCGAUGGCUCUAUCCCAAGGACGGGCGAAGUGCGAAAGCAAAAAUCGCUGCGCCCUGCCCCGAACACCGCUGUCGACAACAAGACCGUCGCACAAGCGUGUUCUCCAAUUUGAGGUGAGAUCGGUGAUGCAGCCAACACAGUAAACAAGUUUCACCCGAAAGGGCACGCCGAAGUGCACAGUGCACACCGAAGCCAGAGGGCGCCCCCUAUCCCAAAGAUCGACCAGAUGGUUCUUCCCACAGUCGCGAUGUAGAAAGACAAUGUCGUCACAGGAAGCUAUGUCGCCAGAUGUCAGAGAGUUGCUGAACUCUUACGACGCAGCUGUGUGGCCACGUGAUUUAGCCUCUGAGCUGGCUACGCACGGCUUCCGUUCCGAAGGGCAAGGAAGAGCCGUUCGCUGUGUCUACUGCAAUGGUACAAUGAUCGUGCGAGAGGACGUUGGCUCGCAGCACCUGGUGAUCGGUCACCUACGUGAGCAUCCCGGCUGCAGACAGCCGGUCGGAUCGGUGCCGGAGGAAGCGAACCAAAGGGACGUAGAGUUGGAGAACAAGCUCAACCAGCUCCGUCCUUUCUUCGAGAGCAAAGGCGUACCUUGGCAAUUGCUAAAGGACGCGGCGGACAUUGCGAAACGUGGAAGCGCUGGUGUCCCAUCCUUCGCUGACAUCAUGCACAACAUAGUCACUCUUCAAAAACAAACACCUGAAGCGCAGUCCAGGCCGCAGGUGCCGGUGAGCAGACCACAGCCACAGCAAGAUCCUGACGUUGCCGAGGAAUGUACGGAGAGCCUUUGUAAGAUCUGCUACCAGGAGCCCGUGGGCGUGGCCUUCUCCCCCUGCAGCCACGUGGUCUGCUGCGUCCAAUGUGCAUCGUUACUCAGGACCUGUGCUGUUUGCAGGGCUGACAUUACCGGUUUCAUUCGCGUCGUUCUAAGCUGACAGUAUUCACGAGACUUGAACAAGAGGAUUUCGUGUCUGCUUUGCACAUGUUUCUCCACUGGCUCUGAUAGCCGUGUCAGAGGCAGAGUUGUGCCUAACUCGUUACUCGGUAACGGUUACUUUUUUUGGUAACGAAGUAACGAUUCAGUUACUUUUUAAAAAAUAGUAAUAGUAACGGAAUCAGUUACAAAAAUCGGUAACUCGUUACUGACGUUACUCGUUCCUUUUCUUCUGCGCGGGGGAGCACCUUUCGGCACUCCGUGUGGCGCAAUGCGUGCAGACCAGGUGUGACGCAAAGUAUUAGUGCAGUCCCUCGCUGGAUAUGUUGUUGACGUGCUGAAUCGUCUUAAAAGAAGGCCCUUGUCUUUUGUCUUGUUUUCCUUAAUCUCCGACCAUCACUCCUUCCAAAGAAUGGGCACCAAUUCUGCUAUGGCUACAAAAAACGCGUUUCGACUUCUAGCCUUUUCUUGUCUUUGCUAAGCUUCUCAGCACCCUAAAUUAUGACGCAGCCCCUCGUCUGUUUUUGGGAACCGUUGGUGAUCGGUGGCACGAAAACCGGUGUAUUUUCUCGUGUUUUCAUAACCUCCGAUCACCCCCACUUCGGCUGCAGAUGCCUUCACACGAAAGAGAACGAAGAUCACCGAUGUAAAUUUCGAGUAUCAGCUUCUUGUGAAGUGCAAUUUCUCAUUAAUAAUGAGCUGAAGGCAAGUGACGGCAUGUUUGUUGGCUCCUUUAACUAUGCGGCGGUAACGUAAAAGUAACUCGUUACUUUUGUAUGUUGGUAACGAGGAACGUAUUUAGUUACUUUUUUCUGAAGUAACGGGUAACGGUAUUUAGUUCCCAUUUUUUGGUAACGGGCACAAGUCUGGUCAGAGGGGAAGUUAAGUGUCAUUAAUUCCGCGGAAUUACAUUCACGAUGAAUGUCAUUCGUUCGCGCUCCGUAUACCUAUAGACAUCAAAAGCAAACGUCAUUCGACAUGACGUCAAUGGCCUUCUGUACAGUUCCUUGUUAUUUCAUUUCAUAUCUUUCAAGCCUUGUUAAAAAAAAACACACAAAAAAAACGUAGAAGCGAAAUUUUGAGUCGUAAACGUAACUCCUCGUAACGACAUACAGGUUCGAAGCACGCUCAACAAAUAAAUAUGACUGACAGAUCGUGCCACAGCAAACGCGUUUCCCACAGCAAGCGACUGCCAUUUUUUUUGUGUGACGUCAUUGCAUGCGGCAGCAAGCCAAUGGCAUUAAAUGUGAAUGUCUUUCACUGGAGAUGACAUUCAAUUAUUGGGUGACAAAGAGGUAUGACAAAGGGGAGCCAUUCUAAGAAGAGCUCAAUCCAAAGCAACAUAAUUUCUGUUAGGUACGAAUAAAACAUGCUUCGUUUUACUUGCCUGUUUUAUCUGUGAAACGUAUGUUAUGAGCUGAGACUUUUGGCUUCGGGCUAAGUUGGAUAACCACGUACAACUCUGAUUAGCCAUUUAGAGCCAAGGAGCCCAGUGUUGCCAAGUCUUAGCUACAGGAAGUCGCACUAGUGGCAUCCCGAAAAGUAGCUAAAAUUCAAACCUAAAGUCUCCCAAAAGUGGCUGUCACUCCUACUUGGGAAACAAUGAUGCAAAGCAGCGUGCAAGCAAGCAGCAUCAUGCAAAGCAGAGCGUCUGCAGUUCCCGCUGUUGUGUGUUUCUACCGUUGUGUCCCGUCCUCUCUUUGGCUGCAAGUUUUUACUCAUGGCUAUGUACCAACUACCCCAAAUUUCUACCUUGGUGAUGCAAAGCAGCUAGUUCGUAUAUCUCUGAAAAAUUCUACAAAGGUGGGGGAUUGCUUUUGCGGUAUUACUGCAUGAAGACAGUACAAGGUACAGUCUGGACAAAAGUUUACGUAUCACGCUCCUAUGCAUUCCUUCCUCAGACUAGCAUACUAUGAGUGAAUGGUACCGCAUGGACUUGUAAACAGGUGUUUGGGUUACCUAGGCACAUGUCUGUAAGUCCGUACGUUCGCAUUCGCCAUAAACUUAUGUCCAGCAUUGCACCAUCUGACGCUUGGCCAUGCACAGGCAGCAUUUGUGGUCAAUUUGCUCCCACGUCAUACAAGCUAAUAAACAUUAUGGAUUCGUA